This is a messenger RNA of Aplosporella prunicola CBS 121167, 975 nucleotides long. RefSeq lists its product as uncharacterized. The coding region runs from base 1 to 975 and encodes 324 amino acids. Lineage: Eukaryota; Fungi; Ascomycota; Dothideomycetes; Botryosphaeriales; Aplosporellaceae. The transcript has a single exon. The record is from RefSeq and is a predicted model, not a curated record.
AUGGCCGAUCCACCUCAUCGCACUACUAGCCAGAAGGCUGACGCCGAUGCGAAAGCCGACCGCAAAGUCGCUGGGGAUUCCGCGACACCCUUCAUGGCCAAGCUGAAGCGCCCUACCUUUGCAGAUGAACUCACGAAGACCUACUCCGACAUCACUGAAGACAAGAUUCGCAAGACAACGACGACUUACCCUCGCAUCACCUUCGCGGAGCGUUCGGGACUUAUUGACUCCAACCUCGCUAAAACUCCCGAUGUCAAGAAGAACCCCAAGGCAUUGGUGCCUUACCCUCGCCUCAAGGCCCAGGUGACAACCGAUCUCGCGAAAGAGAAGAACCGCAACACUAUGACCGACCAUGUACCUCCCAAGUUUUCAGACCGCACUCGGAGCACUGAGCAGAGGCUCGUUGAAACUGAGAAUCCGAAUGCCGAGCUGGAAAAGGUUAAGAAGCCUAGUUUAAUUCUGCGCACCACACCCAUGACGGGUUUACCCUCGACGCGCCUCCAUGGUUCAAGCACGGCCGAUCAACGUGGUGAUGACAAGAAGUUUCUUAAGAUGGAGAAUGAGCUCAAGGCCAAAGACAAGGCUCUUCAGGAGGCCAAGGACGACAUCAAGAGGUUGGAAAAGGUUGUUGAAGCUUACAAGAACAUCGAGAAGCUGUCUAUCAAGGCCGGUGACGAUGCAUCCAUGAAGGGACACAAGCUGCAGAUGCGUAUCCUUGAUCUUGAGAAACAACUGAAGACCUACAAGGAUCAGGCAGAGCACGCAACUUGCCGUGACAAGUUGAUCGAGGAAACUGAGGCAAGGCAGGUUGCAGUGGACAAGCUCAUUCAAGAAAUCGAAAAGCUCAAGGAAGUGGUCGGCAAGCAUGAUAGCGACAUCAAGCGCCUACAGUCGCCUGUGGUUGAACCUGACACUGGAAUGGAUUUGGAUCAAGAGCCGAGCUUCGUCGUCCUGAACACAGAGCUAAGCGGUUGA